Messenger RNA from Acanthopagrus latus (yellowfin seabream), 6104 nucleotides. RefSeq names its product testis and ovary specific PAZ domain containing 1 (gene topaz1). The transcript has 20 exons. Gene Ontology annotation, biological process: spermatid development; spermatocyte division. The coding region runs from base 171 to 5393 and encodes 1740 amino acids. The record is from RefSeq and is a predicted model, not a curated record. NCBI's taxonomy places the organism in Eukaryota, Metazoa, Chordata, Actinopteri, Spariformes, Sparidae.
UGUCAACUUGUAAGAGUAAAUUGGAGCAGCAGGGAAAGAUGAGGGCCUCGGCCGGAGACACUGCUGGCGUCGUUGCGGAACUUUAAUUGUAAAAAGUUUAAGCCUCAUUCGAAAGCGCUUUUAAAAGCACUAUUCACUAACUUUUGAUAGUCGUUGUUUUAAUUGACAGCAUGUUCCCGUGUUCUAGCAGGGUGAAACUAAACCGAGUCGCGUUAAAAGACGUUGUUGGGCUGAAAGCGGCGGCGGCGCCGCGGCGCAGACGGGUCCCGACGUCGUUGAACACCGCUACAGCUGACCCCCAAACCCAAGAGGAAAACCUGCUAGUUUCUGAACCGGUGUCAGUGGAAGACACCGCCUCCGUCUCUAGCAACAGUGCACCCGUCCAAACUUUGUUAACAGACCAAACGGGCCCGGCGGACACACUGACCUGUAACAUCCCUGACGAAGAGCCGGUGGAGAAGUGCACUUGUGCGCAGAAGGAAAAGAGGAGCAGUAACAUUGAGUCAUGCAAAGACGUUGAUAGAAACACUCACCCGAGCCCCACUGGACUUGCUGGUUCAGAAGGGUCUUUGAGAAGAGAUUUCAAAGUCUUCGGCUGUGGUGACUGUAAAUUUCUUGCUGUCCAGCGGAAGAGGUUGGGUAAGCAAGAGCAAAAGAGCAGUAGCCCGGUGCCAGGGCAGCCUGUGAUUGAGGUACAUCUCAAGGAAGCGAAAAAAGUUGCUGAGUCCUCUCAGAAGAUUGUCAUUCGGAUAGGCAAGUACCCGCAGGUGACGCUAUGUGACAUAGCCCAAAAAUGUGAUGCCUUGAGCCACGAUUGCGGCUUUGUGUUACCGGAUGUUCUCAAGACCAAAGUUGUGCGUUGCUUCAAGGACAUGAGAGCUGUAUUUCAGUUUGGGCCCGGUUGUUUAGGGCAUAACAAACAUGAAAACGAGGAAGGUGCUCUGGCGAGAAAAAAAGAGUCUUGUGCCAGGUUUCAGUCUGAGAGGAGCGUCUGUCUGUCUCAGAGUCUGGCUGAACACCAGAGACACCUGAAAGAACACACAGAUCCACAGGCGUUAUCCAGUCAUACCACAUGUCGUUUCCUCAAGAGCUGGACAAGUGAAGGUUCUGCAACCUGUUCUGCUUCUUUCUUACUAGGCAAACGUGCAAAAAGUGGAGAUUGCAGGGCUGGCAUGUGGGACAGAGGUGAUGGGGAGGAUCCAGGGCCAGGAUCUCACCUCAUGGGAGCUGAGAUCCGCACAGGCAAAAGAAUAAAGCUUUGGGCGAGUGUACAAGAUGGGAUUUUUUCAACCACCCCAGAUUUAAAAAGCACUGAUUGCAAAAAUCCAGCAAAAACUGACUCCAGAGACAAUGAGAAAACUUUCUUUUGGACAUCUGAUGAAAGUCAGUCCUGUUCAGAGUGUGCAGUUGGCGGCGACAGCACCUUUGGUUCAGCUGUGGAAGAAAACUGUGUCCACAAGAAACCUUGUGGUGAGAAAGAAUCUGACGCAGCACAGAUGUCAUCGGAGCUAUUCUGUGAGAGGAAUGAGGUGGAUAGGGAUGAACCUGAGUCUCUCACCUGCCAGAGAGUGAGAGUUUAUUCCAGAAAAAAUAUUUUUUCGUGUGCACGCACAUAUAUGUCCUGGCCCUUCUCUAACAGUGGCCGGACCCCUAAAACAAAUGCUGGUACCACAGCAUGUGCAGCAGAGCAUGUAGAUCCAUCAGAUAACACUGACUGUCAAAUAAACCAAAAGCUGGAACGUUUACCCAGCAGCCAAACCAAUGAAACACUCCCAAAUGAACCUAGAGACUCCUCUUCAGACUCCACUUAUCAGGCUUCUCAUCUGAAUGAGAAGCUAGAAGAGGAUGGAGAAAGCAUUUCAACAGAGAGAAAUCGAAAAAGGCAUAGAAAUAUGUCUUCACACUGUUCAGAUAACACAAACACAGAGUUUGCGCCUCACCUAAUGGAGCCUGACAAAUCACUAGCUGGUCUUCCCUCAGAUACAGCUACCCUAUCAAGGCCAAGUUGGCAUGGAAAAGAGCCUGGCACUGAAGCAGCCUCGGCCUCAUCUUUGCCAGCUAAUGGACCUCAAACCGACAGCUCCACCUCUGCCCCGUCCCCCUCAGCACUCUUCCCGAGUGACUGGGAAACUGCUACCAGUUUGUCUUCCAUGUCAUCUCCGUUCACGCAGGGUGGUUUGAGCAGCCCCUCAGCCACAGCGUCCUCUCUCCCGCCUUCAUUGUUCCUUCUGAGCAAAGUCAAAAGUGUUGGCUUGUCUGAUUCUUCUUUAACCAAAGCGGUAGAAAAGACAUUGUUCUACUGUGAAGAAACCAGAAUGACAUGCAUUUCUUCAUCCAGUCCUUCUCUGCACAACUCUGAAAUUUUUAGUUCAGGUGAAUCCUCCCUCCUCCUGCCCCAGGAUGAGCAAGAUGGCAAUGAAGCACCUUUCAGAGAGAGGUGCCCACCCAAGCUGGAGCCAUAUUACAAAACAAGCCCCAUCAACUAUGAUCUUCUUGAGCGAGAGCGCUUGUCGCACAGUGUUCUCACAGGAGAGUCUGUAGAUGCUGAGUUUAUGCUUCCAAUAAUGCUCUCUCCUGUCACUUCACCACAAGGGCACUCAUGGACAAGCUUCCUGCCCCAGAGCCCAGGCUGUCAAGAUGAAGAGGAGGAGGAAGUAAAAAAAGGCACCUGCAAAAUAUCACCUGGAUGUCAGAUGCCACAAAUUGUUAACAUCAAUAAUGAAAACGGCAAAGAUUUUCUUGAACCUGAUUUCGAAGAUUUGGAAGGAGUCUCAGUGAAUUUCAAACCUUGGACUCCUCUAAGCGAACCCCAGGCUUCUCCUAGCACCAGUGAAGAGAAUGAUUGUAGUGGAGAGGAAAGCCAGGAUCAAACUGACUGCGAAGAUGAUGUGGAACAGGGAUACAAAAAAUCUGACCAACUUUCCUCGGACCUAUUUAAAAUAAAGGCAACCUUUACCUCAGGCGAUCUGACAGAAUCCUGCUCGUCUACCAGCAGUGAUGAAGAGGAUCGUGUAACCUUCAGUCAUGAGGAAGAGCCAUGUUCUACUCAAGACGAGGGUUCAAGUCCAUCUGAAAUCUGCAGUGAGAGGGAUCAGAAUGAAACAGCUGGCGAUACUCAGCAGGCCAUUUUGGAUGAGUUCACAGCUUACAAGCACGAUAUCCUGCUUGUCGAUGUGAUUCCAGAAGACCCAGACCUGUUUAAAAACCUGCCCCAGAAAAGUGUACUGAAACUGGGCCCUGCCAGGGUUACUCCGGCCCCUAGAAACGGACCCGUUGCAGUAGGGACAAUGCUGCUGCCAAGGACGGAUGGAGCACAGUUUGAACAAAGAUUGACCCCAGUUAGUAUUGAUUUUCACUGCGAAAGCCCUGAUAUCACAGAGGAGAACAACAACAGGCCCUGGAGACCUAAGUGUAGAAACACACCUUCCAAAACCCAAAACAGCACAUGGUCCGCCACAGAAAAGCAAACCGAAAAAACGGGUCAGCCUGAUGCCAACAACAAUCAUGAAAGCGAAGGCCAGGAAAGGAGCCGUUCCAUCCAGACUGUGAACUCCCUGCACAGUCACAUCCCUCCACUUAUGAGCGUCAAAAAUGGGCCAUGGAUCACAAACCCAGCAAACGUGGCUGACUUUAGGCGCCAGAAAUGUAAUACUUACUGCAGGCAGUACUUCAGUGAGUCGCUGUCCUGUGGGUUCAAGAUGUGUCGCUUCCAGCAUGUGCCUGUGGAGGGGGACGAGAAGUUCUGCAUUGAAACUGUGUCACGGUUCAUCAAAAAUCCAAUGUGCCUUCAAAAAGCAGGAGCUGUGUUUACUGGCUACUACAACAGCAACCCACCAGGAGUGUAUUUCUCCAUGCCGGUGCUUCUGAAUCUCCUCUGGGCUCUGCUCAAAGCCAGCAUGGUGUCUGAGGUCUUCUCAGUCCUCAGCGUCAGCUUGGCCCACAAGAUAGUGCCUGGCCAUGAGUUCCUGUUGGCUCUCUUCAACUUUGUGAGAGAAAAAGGUCUUGUUGGUUUUGUGCCUGAACUCAUACAGCUCACAUACAAGAUGGCCAGUGCUGGCCUCGUGCUGAGCUUGGAUUGUCUUGACUGUGUAAAAAACACUCCUGAGGUCCAGCAGACUGUCUCUCCAAACUCGAUGUCUGGCAACCACAAGUUAUCCACCGGUGCUCCCUUUCCAGAGUACCUGAAUUUGGCCCAUGCCAUUGUGGAAAUAGAGCUUUGUUCAAAGCAAGAGGACUGGAGGCGGAUGGGGGAGGUCUUCAAGUCCAACUGUCCAUCCAGCCAGCAUCUCACCCACAUGGAGAAAAUCAGUGGUCGUAUCGCUAUAGCGCUGCUGUCUGAGAGCAAAGACAAGCUGUCACUGCCGUUUGGCACCUUCGCUGAAACAGUGUGUCAGAAUGAAGGGGAAGACAGCCUGGUCAAGAGUUUUUUAGGCAGAAUUGGAGUCUCUCUCAUGUUAAGAUACCACAAAACACAUCAGUGGGCUAAGGGUCGGAGGGUGGUGGAGGUGCUGUCCACUUCCAAAGUCAACUACACCACACUGAAGGGUUUAUUUGGGAAUGAGAAUGGAGCGUCCCGCUGCUACCUGCUCACUGUGGCUACAGAGCUCUUCCUCCUCAGUGGCAGUGUUGAGGGAGCUCUAAACACACUCCGAGAAAACCAAUGGUUUCUGAGUUCGAGCUCAUGGCCCUGUGAGCCCGCUGACCUGGAGAGUAGGACUCGUGUGUUGAUGCGUCUGGCUGAGAAAACAUCUCACAGAGACGCGCUGGACAUUCUCUGUAACCUCCCUGGACUCAAAGAGCCGAAUGACCUGAUCGAUAUCUCCAGGUACUGCCCUCUGUUUAACUCUCAUCUGCAAGUGUGUUUGGACAGACAGAAACUACCUGUAGCCUCGGACACAGUGGAUUUCAUGCUCUGUAAAAACCUGGCAAUUGACCACGCUAUGCUGCAGAUACUUCUACACAAACUGGCCAAGCAAAACCUCUGGCUCCGAGCACGAGAAGUCUUCAGGCACUCUCUGAGCAUGGGGUACUACCCGGCUGUGUCAGCUCCCCCUGGUUUCAUGGCUCUGAUCGUCCCCUGUGAACUGGGGGAGGUGGAGCUGGCUCUCACCUUAGAGAUGUUAAUCACCGUCAAUGCAACAGUUCUUCAUCUCUUGGAGACGACCCCUUGCUGCCUCAGCAUCACUCUCAAAAGGACUCAAAGUUGCGAGAGUGAGUACCUGUCAGCUGGAAGCCGCCUCCUCUCUGCAGCUUGUAUCCCUCAGCCUAAACUACUCAUUCACUACAAAGCAGUAAACUCCUCACAGGAGCAAGUGUUCAACCUCGACAUUUCCUCCGCUCGGUGCUGGCUUCGACACAAUCAUUUGUGGGCCAAUGAGGUGUGGGCACACUGAACCCAAACUGCAGUCCCACAGAUACAUCACUUUUUCCCUUUGAAUUUGCUUAUGAUCCAGACUCUGAAAACAUCCAAUGAAAUCAGGAAAAAACUAAUGCAUGUGCAUCUCUGUUGGCUGUUGGCUCAUAAUUCCGUUUUUUGACUAAGGCAGACAACAUCACAACCAAAAACUAAUGCCUGAACUUUCAUUUUUUGCAAAGCUGACAAUUUAUUUAUGUUCAAAUUUGUUUUAAGAUAUGUUGAAGGAUUUUUAUGUUAAUUCCUUGUUGUUUGCUGAGGAGUUCUUUUAGCUGUUUGGUCUUUGAUUAAUGUCACUCAGUGUUUGUGUGAUUUACUGUUUACUGAAAAAUUAGUCUGUUGAGGAAUGAAGUCCAGCAUCAUUUUGUCAGGUUAGUAGAUUUGGUUUAAAACAAAUAUGUAAAUAACUUCUGAGUGUAUAUAGGUAAAUAUUUAUGAAGGUGUUUAGUCUCUGACAGUAUUAUGUUACGGUAUUACAUUAAUAAUUGUCAAAACCUCAAUUGUUGCUGGUCUAGCAGCUGUGAUUUACAUUUUCUUUGUAUGAAGUUUUUAUAUAUAUAAAAAAAGAAAAGUUGUUCUGCUCCAAAAAGUUUGAGUCUGUAGUGUUUCUUCACAAAUGGAAAAAUAAAUCCUGAAGCGAAGGUUUUCUGGAAUUAAUUUGUGGUUAAAAUACAUUACCAUUGUUUUGUGA